GGUAGGCACAAAAGAUGGCAAUUUAGACUUUGUUCUUUUCCAUGGACCCCUUUCUGCUGCCGCGGCUGUUUUGGCGCGCCUGGCCGUCUGGUACACUGGGCACAAUCCUUCCUUCUGCUUUAAAGUUCGUUCAAAUACGUCGCUUCAGCGUGCGUAAAGCUGCUCUUAAUCGAUUGUGCCAUGAAAAGCUGCGAAAUAUAGUAAGUAACGGCUCCUCCCUGGUCGGCCCGUCCAUUUGGGGACAGGAGCGUUGCCGUCUCCGCCAAGACAAACUCUCGUUGGCGCGUGACGCGGUUCUCCACGUGAGCUCUUUCCGUUCCCCACGUGGACCAGAUUUUGCAAUGCGAAAUGACGUUCAAAAUAUGUCAGCCUUUUCCGGCGCACGUCCCCUCGCUCGAUGCGGAGAGAUGAAUAUAAUAGUAGUGAUCAUGGCCAGGGUGGGAAGGGUCAUAGCAGUACGAUGGCUGGCAGCGGGAAGUCUUGCUCUGAUCUCGAGUAGCGUUGCUGAUGAUGUAUGUGUGAUAGGGCUAACAUUUUAAUGAGAGGUGUAUUGAUUGCCCCGAUGCAAGCCACUGCUGCUACAGUUCUACUACUAUUACAUGGCUGGGGGCCACUCCACUUGCUUCGCACGACCCUUGUCAUCCAUCCUCUUUCCUCCAUUCAUUGACCUUGACUUACUCCAGACGAUGGAGGGCUACAGCGAGCGCCACAAGGU
This is a messenger RNA of Acaromyces ingoldii, 715 nucleotides long. RefSeq lists its product as hypothetical. The coding region runs from base 42 to 539 and encodes 165 amino acids. The record is from RefSeq and is a predicted model, not a curated record. The transcript has a single exon. Lineage: Eukaryota; Fungi; Basidiomycota; Exobasidiomycetes; Exobasidiales; Cryptobasidiaceae.